Exophiala bonariae is the source of this 1401-nucleotide messenger RNA. RefSeq lists its product as uncharacterized. Gene Ontology annotation, biological process: pyrimidine-containing compound salvage. Lineage: Eukaryota; Fungi; Ascomycota; Eurotiomycetes; Chaetothyriales; Herpotrichiellaceae. The record is from RefSeq and is a predicted model, not a curated record. Gene Ontology annotation, cellular component: cytoplasm. Bases 1 to 1401 code for a protein of 466 amino acids. Gene Ontology annotation, molecular function: ATP binding; uridine kinase activity; ATP hydrolysis activity. The transcript has a single exon.
AUGUCGAGCGAUGCUGAUCUUCGUAAGCUCUCAACUGUUAGUCUGGCUCAGAGAACGGCCAAUGCUGCCGAGACUCAAAAAGCUUACUAUUCUCCACCAUGGGCUGAUAUGAACAUCAUCGGUAUUGCCGGCUCAAGUGGUUCAGGGAAGACUAGUCUGGCUGUUGAAAUCGUCCAGUCGCUAAAUCUCCCAUGGGUCAUAAUUCUAUCGAUUGACUCAUUCUACAAAUCUCUGAGCCCAGAAGAAAAUGCAUUAGCACAUAAGAACGAAUGGGAUCUCGAUUCCCCUGAAUCUAUUGACUUCGAUCUUUUGGUCGAAAAGUUGAUUGAACUGAAGCAAGGAAAGCGGACAGAUAUACCAGUCUACUCGUUCGAGCAGCAUCAACGGCUGGACAAGACCUUGUCAAUAUAUUCCCCGCAUGUUAUUAUUCUUGAAGGAAUUCUGGCGUUGAAUGAUCCAAGAGUUCUCAACUUGCUAGAUAUGAAGAUCUUUGUUGAAGCAGAUCCCGACGUCUGUUUAUCAAGAAGGAUUGUUCGUGAUGUCCGGGAACGGGGGAGGACAAUUGAAGGUACUAUUAAACAGUGGUUUAGCUAUGUCAAGCCAGUCUUCCAGCGUUAUGUUGAACCUCAGAGGGAAGUUGCCGACCUGAUCGUGCCUCGAGGUAUGCAGAACAAGAUGGCGAUCCAGAUGAUCGUCAAUCAAAUACGGCAAACGUUGAAGGAGAAAUCCACAAAACAUAACGAGGAGCUGGAGAAGUUAGGUCAACAAAUUGAGGACUAUUCGCUAUCGGACAAUGCCAUCAUUCUAGGCGACAAGCCUCAAAUACUAGGAGUCUCAACGAUAUUGCGAAAUCCAAUCACGAGUCAGGUAGAAUUUUCAUUCUACUUCGACAGAUUGACCGCAUUAUUGAUCGAGAAAGCUCUGGACUGCCACAACUACCGAUCAGCUCAAAUUUUAACACCUCAGGACUAUAAGUACGCUGGACUCAAGUCAGCUGGCAGGGUGUCUGCAGUUGUUAUUCUACGAGGAGGGAGCUGUAUGGAAACUGGUCUCAAGCGAACAAUUCCAGAUUGCUUGACAGGUCGUCUCCUUAUUCAGUCCAACAUCCGAACAGGAGAGCCAGAACUACAUUAUUUGAAGUUGUUUCCAGAUCUUUCAGACCAUGAAACGGUUAUGCUACUCGAUCCACAAAUGUCAAGUGGUGGCGCCGCUCUGAUGGCUGUCAAGGUUCUCCUUGAUCAUGGCGUGGCAGAGAAAAGGAUAGUCUUUGUCACAUGUUUGGCAGGGCGACGUGGUCUGAAAAGGUUGAUGACAGUUUUCCCCAAGAUCAAAGUGGUGGCCGCCAAUGUUGUCGAGGAUCAUGAAAAGAGGUGGGUAGAAGAGAAGUAUUUCGGCUGCUGA